Lottia gigantea (owl limpet) is the source of this 717-nucleotide messenger RNA. RefSeq lists its product as hypothetical. The annotation marks the transcript as partial. Gene Ontology annotation, biological process: proteolysis. NCBI's taxonomy places the organism in Eukaryota, Metazoa, Mollusca, Gastropoda, Lottiidae. Gene Ontology annotation, molecular function: serine-type endopeptidase activity. The record is from RefSeq and is a predicted model, not a curated record. The transcript is spliced from 5 exons.
CGAAUUGUUGGAGGUGUCGAUACUGAGAAAUGCGAAUAUCCAUGGAUGGUUCGUCUUCAAGUUGGUAACUCAUUAUGUGGUGGAACUAUUAUUGAUGAGACACACAUCCUUACUGCUGGACAUUGUAUCGGAUCUAAUACACCAAGCGAUAUUACAGUUCAUGCUGGUGAAUACGAUUAUAAUGUCCGGGAUGGUCAAGAUGUAACUCAUACCGUCAAAGCUAUUGAUGUACAUGAAGAGUAUGCGGAAUUCCCCUCAGAAAAUGAUGUUGCCGUACUGACACUGGAUGAACCACUAGUAUACAAUGAUUGUGUUCAACCAAUUUGUUUACCAAGUGCUGGAGAUGGGGCUGCUAUUGAGGCUGGUACACAAUGUGUUGUUGCUGGUUGGGGAACUACUUCCAGUGGAGGUCAAACUUCGAAUAUCCUAAAAGAAGUAACAGUACCAACCUACAGUGGUGCUGACUGUGCCUCGGUCUUCUCUCAGACCACUCCAUCGAACUCAGACCUUCAACUGUGUGCUGGUCGACCAGUUAUUGGUGGAGCUGAUAGUUGUCAGGGUGAUUCAGGUGGUCCAUUAUUCUGUCCAGUAAAUGGUCAAUAUGUACAGUAUGGUAUUGUAUCUUAUGGAGCAGGAUGUGCUGAUGCCGGAGCAGCUGGUAUUUAUGCUGACACUAGUGCUAUGUUAGAUUUUAUUAAUCGAGUAACUGGAGCUUAA